AAGUGAGAAAUUGAGAUCGUGUUAAUAAUCUAUACGAUAUUGAAACAUAUAGAGUUACAGGUGACAUGCGCUGGUAGUCUUAGAAACAUUGCCAUAAAAUUCCGCGAUUGAUUGAGUGUUCCAACACUUUGAUAGCGGAGGCAACAGCGCCGGUCCAUCGAUGCACAGGUAGAUCUGUGACUCCACAUUGUGUUCAGCGGUUGACGAAAUAAUUGAUCGUCAUUUACAGAACCGUUACGGACCUUAUUACUGCGACAGAUGACCGGCUGCUGCUAGUUAGGUGACCGAAAUGAACAGAUAAUUGUUAAACUAUGGAAACUGCCAACGUUGGCCAAUGUGACAUUUUUUCCAGCCUCUUGCUGAAUGUGGCUAUUUUCGAUAUUAUGCGUGAACUCUGUGGACUUCUGUCGUUUUAAAUAGAACCAUAAAUAGUGUUGUGUGCAUGAACGGUUUAUGGCUUUGAUAUAAGUACUGCUGUGGACGGGGAUAUCCAUUAGUGCGGGAUCUCAGCAACGCUGUGUCAAAUUCUUCAUGCGUUAGCCUGCACAUUUAUCAAACUUCAAAAUCGACCUUGUAAAUAUUUGCCUCCAUCCAUCUCUAUUGCCUGCGACGGGUUAUCGAUAGUCUGCAUCCUGGAGUCUAUGGUUAUGAUAUUUACGGAGAGAAACCGAACGGAGACAAAUUUCCUGUAGAAGAAUCAGAGUCCUCAAGCCAAGGACAGAUCACACAGUGAAGGUUCCGUUCGAUGAACAUAUUCAAUCAUACGUUGGAUUUAAGGCAUUCGACUCCAAGGGAUAUUCUAUGGUCUGACCUAUGAUUCACUUCGAACACGAUAAUAUUGUCACGUGAUACGUCAGAAUGACCUCACCAAAUGAUGACCUCACCCGUGGCAGGAUGCAUCAGCAACAAGGGAGGUAAUCUUGUGCAACUGACGUCAUUCUCUCUGGUUCAAGACUGCAGGACGGAAAAAAUCGACAACAACCUAAAACAGGAAAUUACAAAGCUCACAGGUGACCUAAACCACGAAACUGCCCAGUACUGCAACUUGGCCGUUGCCCUUGGCGGAAGUCAAGACACCUUAGACCUGCGCGAUGAACUGAAGCACAUCCGCCAGAGGGCAUUCGAAAUAGCGCGCCAAAACAAACAGAAACUGAUUCCUGCCUUACGAAAGAAAAAUGUGUGUGAAGAAGAUGCUAAGCAGCUAGAGCGGCUGUACAAUAUGUUCUCCUCUUGCCUUGAACUCCUAGAGGUGGAGCUGUUCCAAACCCUCCGACUUCAGAAAAUGUUCCCACUACAAUCAGGUGUCCACUUUCUGAUAAACGUGGGGACAUCAGAGCCCUUUCUGGGAUGUAAGUCACAGAUCAACAUAUCCGAGGUGUCCUUACAGAAAGAAUCGGAGGAAAUCAAUUUGUUAGAGAGGGAUAUCGCUGAUGUUCAUGACCUCCUCUUCACAAUAAAUCAGAAAAUUGCCGUCCAGCCCUGGGCGGCCGCCACGUACAACGAAACUUCUCAGCAAGACGAAGAUUGCAAGUCCGAAUCGUCAACCAGUGGGUCGACAGCAUCAUCGAUUGACAUCACAAUGGUGGAACCUAACAACAAGAGGAAACGCUGGCUGUGUGUCGUCAUCAUGACCUUUGUUGCGGUCCUGUUAUCAGCCGCCAUUAUUGGAGUCUGUUUAGGACUGUUGAAAUAAACUUGACUAUUUGUUACAAAUGUUUUAUCAUAGACCCCAUAUACCAAAGUAACACGGUGCAAUUAUGUAUGCCAUGAUUAUCUAUUUUCGUAUUUAGAUGUGAACUUAAUGAAAACCCCAUAACUCUGUCAAAAUGAAAGAUAUAUCUUUAUUAUAAUUUGUAUUUCCAGUUUAGAAGGGUUUUGAAAAAGAAAAGAAAAUUGUACAAAUUUAAUCUGGAUAUUUUUUUCUGAGAUAGGUAUCAAACAAAUUGAAGUAUGGUUUCUGUAUAAAAUAUAUGUAUAAAGAUAUAGUGAAAAUACUAUUUGAUUUGAAAUUAAUUUUUAUUGAACAUUGCUUAAUUAAAGGUUAUAAUAUUUAUUUUCUAUAAUAUUGGGGUUUUUCUUAAAGUUUAAAUUAAAGAUAACAUGUAUGUAUGUUAAACCUGGUAAGUAAUUGAAAAGAAAUACAUGCUCUUUGAUUAAUGUAUAUUAAUACUGUGAUUUUGUUAGAAUUAGAAUAUAUGGUUGUAGUUUAAAAUUAAUUAUUAAAAAAACCACAUUAAAUA
This is a messenger RNA of Magallana angulata, 2240 nucleotides long. Its product is annotated as regulator of G-protein signaling 9-binding protein-like. The transcript has 8 exons. Bases 872 to 1693 code for a protein of 273 amino acids. NCBI's taxonomy places the organism in Eukaryota, Metazoa, Mollusca, Bivalvia, Ostreida, Ostreidae. Gene Ontology annotation, biological process: G protein-coupled receptor signaling pathway. Gene Ontology annotation, cellular component: neuron projection. The record is from RefSeq and is a predicted model, not a curated record.